This is a messenger RNA of Colletotrichum gloeosporioides, 792 nucleotides long. RefSeq lists its product as uncharacterized. The record is from RefSeq and is a predicted model, not a curated record. Lineage: Eukaryota; Fungi; Ascomycota; Sordariomycetes; Glomerellales; Glomerellaceae. The transcript has a single exon. The coding region runs from base 1 to 792 and encodes 263 amino acids.
AUGAACUUCACCCCGAUAACAGCUUUCGUCUGCCCGACAUGUCCAGCUCGUCUCAGCCCCAUGAUUAAGCCCGUUGAUAUCCGCAAGGCUUCUAUCGAGAAAUUGCAAGAUGGCGCCGAUCGCAUCGACAACUUUCUGGCUACCAUGGACUCAGGCCACUCGGACCGGGCAGCCAUAUUGAACGAUAAGUGCACAGUUUACUAUGUGAAGUGGAAGAAGUCCGGAGUCCCAGAAGACGUCGUCAAGGCUGUUCAAGCAGGCCGGGCAGCUGUCGAGGCGCUUACGCCAAACGAAACUAGCAAGGGACCGGUCUUCAACAAGUUGGCCGCCUCACUCAAAGGUCGAUUCCGAUACUCCAGUCAGGCCGAGGAUCUCGAAGAUGCAAUCAAGUACGGCAAACGUGUCUUAACAUGCUUCGCUCAUGGUACCCACCAGUGGAGGGCGGCAAAUGCAAACCUUUGCGAUAUGAUUUGUGAUAAGGGUUGCUUCUAUCGCACCAAAGAAUCUCUUGACGAAGCCUUCGAGUUUCUGGAACAUGCAGGCGCACCUGGCAUCCAACCGACAUUUUAUGAGUCCUCGCGACUUUCAUAUCUCUCGGCUGUCCUAGUGUCUCGAUUCGAGGCGACUGGAUCCGUUCAAGACCUCGAGAGAGGCAUAGAAGCGGGUUACAAGUCAAUUGAAACACUCCGGGACGGAGCCAUACGUGACCACGAAUACAUGAACACGUCAGCGGCUUUGAUUACGCACUUUCAUCUGACUGGUUACUUGAACAGCCUGGAAGAAGCAAUUUGA